AGAAAGACUUCUUGUCUCUGACGGUUUGUUUACACCAGAGCAGUAAAAUCGCACAGUUAACCUCCGGUGACAACGUGGCACAAGUUGAAGCCAGGCUUUUGAUGGCCGAAAAGUGUGAAAUACCAUGUAAACAAAUCGUUAGGUUGAAUGCGACACACAGCUGUCUUAUUACUCCAAGUUGUUCACAAAGAACUCUUCAAGAAUCAUUACUCAAUUGCCCAGGAUCUUAAUUAGUAGAAUCGCAGAACGUCCCGAAAACUCGAGAGUGAAAAGUAAACUUCACUUCCGUUGUAAACAAGGCGAAGCUAAAGCAAAGAUUGGAAGGACUGGGAAUGGUCCUGGGAAUGUAUUUGAGAUCACAGUCUUCGGUACAGCGGAUUCCCACACGAGGAUAAAAAAAUGGCGGACGGUCAGGUCUUCGUGGAUAACUCAAUAAAAGAGGUUGAAAUAACUUAAUUUCUUGUCUUUUGAACGUUUUAAAUUUAAAAAUUCGUGAAUUAAUUAGUUUUUUUCUACCUUUUUUUUUUUACAGCGAUUGUAUCUUCGCAGGAAAAACCCAGAAGAUUCAGAGGCCUGCUGUCUCGCCUAUCUUUAUGGUGAAAUAAAACGGGAUAAAAUUCAUGUUAUUGGAUGUGCCGCUUGUGUAAACUCACAAAGCCCACCAAUAAAUGGAUAUCCAGGAAUUCCAGACUGGACAAAUGAGCAAGAUGAAUUGUCAAGUGUUAUUCCUCAAGGUACUGAACAAAAAUGCAGAGAUCCCAACCUCUGGAGAUCUAUUAAGAAUGGGGAGACUCUCCCUUUUGUACAACCCCCCGGAAUGUCAGGGGACCCCCCCCCCCCAUAAAUCGAUCCAGUCCGUCUUAGCACCCAUAUUAUGACAUGGGAAUGGCUUAGGAAGUUAUGUGAAGUCUGACAUGAAUUGCAUACCAUCAAAAUUUGCUUUCAAUAUUGUAAAUGACAAAAUAAUCUUUGUCAGUCAAAUACGUGCAAAAAUGCCCCAGAAGCUGUCCUGUGGAUUAAAAGAAUUCUGAGAAAAAAUGAGAUAAACUUCAGACUAAACACAGAAUAGCACAUGAUUUUAUCCGUGAGAUUUGGGGAUCCGUACGCGAGAGCAGGGCAUCGAUGUCUUAUCUGGGAGACCCCCGGAUAAUCCAGGAGAGUUGGUAUAUAUGAAAGUGUUUUUUCCUUGCAGUUGGCAUAGGGAAGUACCUUGGGACGGAGGGCAGACAAUUUUUAGAAGUGUCUUUUAGAAUUACAUAUUUAUUUUAUAUGGGGGUCUCUUAAAUGAGUGUGACAGAAUCUGAAAAUGGGGCAUAAAUAUCCUGUUGGAUCGAACCCUGCCAUCCAUUGAUUGAGACACAGAAGGGGUCCGUGGCAAUCAUGCCAUCCAUAGGGGAAGGAGGGAGUGAUACUCCCCCUCACCUCUCCUCCCCAGCAACCUGUGGAUAAGAUUUUCAGAAACAAGCUUCAAAAAUUCUAUCUGGAGGAGUAAUUUUGUUGGAAUCUUUUGAUCUUUUCAAUAUUUAAGUAUGCGUAGAAGAUAUAUAUACUAGCUCAGUGAUUUAGUUACCUCUGCGUCCUACGUCCCUGACAAAUAAGAAUCCCCAAAGACACAAAAUAAUUCAUGGCAUGCAUCCCGUAGAAUACAAAGAAUGAUAAAUCGAUUUGAAGAUUUGAUGGUAGAAUUUCCUGUUCGUGUGAUUCUGUGGCUGUUGUUUGAAGAUUCAUAUCUAUUUUAGUCUUUUUUGUGCUUUAAAAAAUUAUAUAGAAGGACUAUUUUUUAAUUUCAGUAAAGUGUAGUAAAGAGUUUUUGUAUCUGUCUCCAGAUUAACUGUCUGGCUACAUAAGGCCCAAGCAUUUUCAAUUUAGGAGUCCUUGUGUUUUUAAACUGGGACUCAUUGAUUCUGGACUGGGCUGGACUCACGAUUUUUCACAAGAUGAGUCCCAGGACUCACCAUAACUAUUUGUAUCCAAAUCACUGCUACCGUAUUUCACAUAAGAGGAGUGGGAUAAAAAUGUGUUGGCAUUAAAGGUCAUUUUAUUCAUAGGGAAGUGAAGUCAAAAAAGAGAGGGUGUAUGAAGUACAUUGUAACUUGAAGUAUUAAGGUCAGGGAAUUGCCAGAUAACUGCUUUUACAGGUUAAUUGUUUGAUACAAGUUUGACAAACCUAAGAGUUAGUCAACAGUGAAAUAAAGUCGGUGACAAAUUGACUUCACAGAAUCUCUACCACUUCUUGUGCCAAACAAAAGGAAGUAAAAGACAUCUAAUGCUAUGCACAGUGUAUCUUUUUAUUUUUAUUUUAUUUUUAAAAUAAAAUGUGAUCAUGACGGAUUAAUAGAGGGACUGAGCGCUUAUUACAGGUUUGACCUUAACAAUAUGUUUCUUCUUCCUUUUAGGAAUACAAAUUUGUGGUAUUUUUUAUUCCUGUGUAAAGUCUAUAAAUAUUGAAGCUGAAGAAUUAAAAAAGAUAUUUGAAGGAUUGUUAAAAAGGGUGAGUGUGAUUAAUAAUCAGUUAUGUUAACAUUAUAAUUUAUCCUGUACAUCUUAUACAUUUUUCUUGUCACUGAAAUCAUGUAAAUUAUCAGUUUUGGUUUUUUAGUUUUUUGUUUACAAGUCUCACACACAAUUGUUUCUCCAAAGGGUGCUUCUAAUCAAACAAAUAGGAAGUUUGUGGUAUUGCAACACUGCAGAUCAAAUGACAACAAAAGAUGUUUUAUUUAUGACCAAGAGCUUGGAUCAGUAUCAGAGUGUGGAAUUCAGGAAGCUGAUAUUAUUGAAGAAUUCCUAGAAAAUAGGAUUUCUUUUAGGCUUCAAGCUAACAUUCCUCUAUUCAUAGGUAAGGACUAUAAAGUUUGUUUUCUUCAGCUUUUUUUUUCAUACUUUCUUGAGUGGGAAAUCUUCUGAGUUUCAUGAUCGAGGAUCAAAAAUAAUCUGGUUGAGUCAACUCAACUGAUGAAGAAACUCUCUAAAAAAGGGGUAAUUGUGGUCAUUGGUGUGCUACAUACAUGCAGGUGAAGUGUGACUUGUUGUAUCAGAAAAAUAAGUGUGACCAGUUGCGUUGAAAAAAUUAUUUUGCUUGAUGCACAAAGUCACACUUCAUUCAAAGCUAGUCAUGCUAUAUAACAUGAAGUUGAAGUGAAACAACAACACAACAGACAUAACAAAAACUGUAAACAUGUGCUCUCUCUCUCUCUCCAGGGAGCUUUUUUUUACUUUGAAUCACUAUUUUUAAUGACAGGCAUUUUUACUGGAUGUUUGGAACACAACAAGAAAAUACAAAGUGAGCCAGAAAAGAGUCAUUAAUGGCUCCAAAUGUAAGAAAUUGGUUGUAAAGUGCAAGCUUGGGAGGGCACUUUCCUUAUACCCCCAAAAUUCCGAAAAUUUUGGUUAGAAAUCAAAAUGAAACAGACCGUUUUGGUUUGGUCCAACCAGAAUAUUUGAGACCACCUGUGAAGGUGGUCCACUUUGACUGGUCCAGUCAUUUUGGUCAUUCAGACCGGAAUGUCCCUUUUCAUUGGACAAAAAUCAAUUGUUGUCCCCAGCACUGCUCAUCUGUAUUGUGCAAGCCUGACUAUUACACACACAAAAUUCAAAUGUGUGGUGGCUUGGAUCGGGACUGCGCAACUGGAAUAUACCCUUCCACUGGACAUAUGGAAUUUCCAAAAUUUCAAACUGGAUUAUUUUUGGAAUGGAAAGUGCCCAGAAUUUCUGCCAGUGAGGUUAUCUGAUAUGCUUGUAAAACAUUUGUCCCCUUAUCAAAGAUACAUCAUCAGACCUGUCAUUUAAAAUUGAGAAAUCAUGCAAGGCAUUCCAGUCUGGAUCAACAGUCUUUCAUCUCAAAGCCUGCAACAAGCUGAUCAAAUAUCAAAGUGAUGAAUUGGAACUAACUUGUGAAGAACUUUUGUUGGGCAAGAUUGGAUCCGGUCAAGAUAAGACUCCAAACCCUCAUGGAAAUAACAAAAGCAAAAGCAGACAGAAGAGUGCAAAAACAACGUCAACUUCUAACGUGGUGAAAGUGAAGGUACUGUAAGGUUCAAAUCUUUAAAUAAGAAAGUUUGCCAUUGAUAGCUUCAUCAGGUUAUAUACCGAAGCCAUGUACCAUACUAUGCCAUCAUGGCACAUUAUACAUGUCACCUCACAGAAUUACCUUUUCUGUCUAGACUGCACUCUGCCUGACUCAAAAAAUGACCUUAUUCAGGGCUCGAGAAAAACUGGAAUUCCACCUUGUCCUUUAGGCAAGCUGCUCACACAUUUUGCUCACCGAGGGCCGCUUCUUGCUUGUCUUAGGAUCAGUUGACUGAACCCUAACCCAUUGGGCAAGUAAGGUUUUAAAGUUACCUGCCCGGCAAGAUGAUCUGUUUGUCCAGGACUGUCGGACAGAAAUUUUUCCGGGCCUUGUCUUUUGGGGUAUUACUCUUACUGGUAACCCAGUAGCUGUUUACAUUGUGCUCACAGGUAUAGAUAGGAUACUGUAAAAUUCCAAAAAUAAGCUCAGGGCUUAUAUUUUUCAAGGCCCUUUUUGAGGGGCUUACUUUUGGAGGGGCUUAUAUUCGGAGGGGCUUAUCUACAGAGGGAAAUUUGCGUUUCAGAAUCGAAUGGGCUAUCCUUAUAGUUGGAAGUAUAUUUACCGUUUUUGCUUUGUUUUACUUUGUAUUUGAGGGCAAUUUUCCAACUACAAGGCCCCGGGGGCUUAUAUUUGGAGGGGCGGUUUAACGGAGGGUUUUUUAAGUUACCGGUUUGGGGGGCUUAUACAUGGAGGGGCUUAUUUUCAGAAUUUUAUGGUAGCUUUCUGGAAUAUAAAUCAUAAGUGAGAAUCCCAACUACCUGAUAGCAAACCAUUUGACAGCGUGCAAAGCAAGUCGUCUCCUAUAACCCAGGGUAGUGGAUUUUGCUAUCUACAGGCUAGUGAAGUUUUUUGGGGAAGUAAAUUUACAGAUUGAAGAACAGCUGUAAUCAAUCCUGCUCAGCAAGCUAGUGGAAAUGAUCUUUUUGCCUAGUACAUGCUAGCUACAACUUGCCUGAAUGGGAAGCUGUAAAACUGGCUUUGUUUGCACCCUGGUUGACCAGUUACAAGCAUGGUCAGAGAUAUUAGUUUGGGACUACCAUGUACAAAUCCAGUUAGCGGUUAGGGAGGAGCUUGAACUUGGGGCUUUCGGAUUGCAAGUCCAAUGCUCAAACCACUUGGCCACACUGCCUCUCUUUCACUGACAGUGUACAUAAUUGCAAGUUUACGCUUUCUGAGUCUACAGGAAUUUACUAAAAGGGAGCCACUGAUGCCAGAGAAUUUCACCACCUCAAAAAGAAAACUUUUAUUGAUGAAAACCUCAGCUAUCAAACAAUCAAUCAUGUUAUGAUUCAUUUUAACUUGAAAAACUACAAGCUAAGUAUACAAAUGUAGGUUGAGUAAAUCACUGCACACAUUAUAAUUGUAAAACCAAGUUAUUGAAAACAUUGAAAACAUUGCUUUAAUAAUAUGCAAAAUUUUAGGGGAACAACAAAGCGUAUUAUCGUAUUUUUGGAAAAGGCCUAUGUCCACUGUGAGGUUGCCAAUCACAGCCAUUUCCCAAGAUUUCAGGAGCUUAGUGGGAAACUUGAACAUGAUUAGUGACAGAGUUAUGCAGGUGUCCCUUUUCUGUAUGCAACAAAGGAAAUACAGUCAAACCCUGUUAAUAUGGAUACUGGGGGCGAUAUAAAGUGUCCUUAUCAUGGGGGUGUCCGUAGUUGUAUUAAGUGGGUCAUGUUAUUAAAGUCAAAAAUACAAGUUUUAUUUGAAGAAAACUGAAGAAAUAAACCUCACAAAGCCGUCAUUACGUGGAAUAAAUCCACGGACACUCAAAAAUCUCUCGUCUAUAUAUUACUUUUUCGAUACUGUUCUCUGCGUUUUAACUCGUAUGUUGCCAGAAUAGUCUGAAGUUGACAUUUUACAAAUCAUCCUAUCAGGUGUACUGUAGCUCUGGGAACAUCGACAUGCUGUCAAAUGAGGUUAUUUACCAUCAUAAGGAAAAGGCUUAUUAUAGCACACAGUUGAUAAUGAAGUUUCAGCAUUAGAGAGGUUGACGUUGUUUAAGAAUUUGUUUGUUGGGCAAAAAGCAGGUCCAUGGUAAUUGGUGUCCUUGCAUGGAGUUCAACUACAGUGAAACCUAUAUUAAGUGGACACCCUCAAUUAAGACACUAAGCCGGAUCCCGAAACGAAAGUCUGAUAUUUCCCUUUAUAAUGACACCCUAUUCAAGGGACACCUCUAUUAAGCAGAUGUGGACACUAAAAUAAGUUGUAUUUGGCUAAUUUCUAUUGUUAAAAACCUCUAUUAAGGGGACACUACUGGACUGAAUUGACAAUAGUAGUAUUGGAUUACGUCCUUGAAAUAUGGAUUGAAGUCAGAUAGUGUUUUUGCCUUUACAAACAAAUUAAAGUUGGUAAUGAAAGGUAAUGAGCUUGAACUCUGGAUACCUUCUUUAAGAACAUGCAACUUUAUCACAGUACAGAGUAACCGUUGAAUGUCGAUCAUUAACAAACAUUGCGCAAUUUUUACAACCUUUAUUAAGCGGACGCCCUCUGUUAAGCAGACACUUGGGAAGGUCCUGAACGUGUCCGCUUAACAGAGGUUUCACUGUAUAGUGGAUGUCUGCAUGUAGGCUCCAAGAAUACAGAUUUGAAUUUCAUAGUUGUAGCUGUAACAAAUCAAGAGAUUCAAUGAUCACAGAAUCAAGUCAUAAUAGUGAGGUGUGGUGAGAUUGUAAUAAAUAUUAUUCUUGACAUCUGGCUGGACGUUACAGAAGACAAUAGUUAUGUAUCUGUCUUUUAUAUUCUGCAGGAUGUGUUAGAUGUGAGAUUACUGAACCAGCUAACGGAAACUGAGAGUGAUCAUGGAGCAUUUGUUCCAAUCAUUCAGUGUAAAAAAGGUGCCAUAUAAUAACAACUUUAUUUAGUACAUAAUUUAUACUUAUUAUAACUUGUCACUGAUCUGAUUUCUAUUACAUUGUAUAUCUGGAUAAAGUUAACUGGUGUUAUAUGGUGCAUCACUCCCUGCUGUUAAGGAAGAAGUGACACAGUCAACAAACUUUUGUUGGAUCUCCACAGCUGAUUUCUAUUUAUUUCAUUUUUACCUCUUUCAUGUAGUUUUGUAGUUUUUACUUAACAGUAGAUUAGUUAGUAAUAAGUAUAAGCAAUACAAAUUAAUAGAGAAUUGAGGAAAGAAAAAAGAAUUUUGCACAUCCCACUGUUAGCAUCAGCUACUUGAGUCCAUGCUGGAGGCUGAAGGAAGUGGAAAAUAUUUUAAUAUUAAUAUACUUUUUUGUACAGAAUGUACAUGUACAGCCUUUGUCUUCUACUUGUUAUGUGACUCUUUUUCCCGAGAAGUAGGUUGCUCAAAAUUUAACGCGGCCAGUAUGUUUUCAGCCAGUUGUUGGCACUUAAUGAGGAAUCCCUUACUGAUGCCAUAAGUUUUAAUAGAAUUUGCUAUACUUUUGACAAUAUAGAGCUUUUCUAGACUGUUACUUACCAAUUUAGUCUCAAUGUUCAACAACUAUUGUUAUUUUUAUUUGAUUUUGACUUCCUUUUGUCAGGAAAAUAAAAGAGUGAAUACUGACAUUUCUGCUGUUUGCUGAUCUGCAGGUGCUUUUUCUCAAAUCAAGUUCAACCUCUCUCUUGAUGUGGUGUUGAGCCUUUCAAAGGACACUUUGGUAAAACACUUACCACAGUUAUUUAUAUCCUCUAUGUGCAGUCAGCUAAGAAAGAUGGGCUCAGUUAUGGAGCAGUUCUCAAAGGUAAACUUUUUUUGAUUAAUCACUGAUGUUGUUCAGUGGAACCACAAUAUAACGAAGGGCCAAGGCCAAGGAACUGGCAAAAUUUGUUUGCCAUACAAUGUUGCAUUAUAAUUUAUUGAGGUUCUUUUUCAUAUAUUUUACUGUUACUGGUGUACUGAAAAUCAUUCGUUAUACCGAGGACUUCAUUAUUUAGAGGUUUGUUUUAUUGAGGUUCAUUAUAUUGAGGUUUUACUGUUGCAAGUCUUUUAAUGCUCUGGUUAUCUAAUUCUGUUUCAAAGGAGCAUGUAUUUGGUAUUUUCCUUCAGAUGUGAAGCUACCGUGAGUUUUUUCAUUUUGUGAUGCAGAACGUCAGAUUUUCAAAAUAAUUGAAGACACAGAUUGCAAAAGGAAAUGAGGAAAAAGGAACGUGAAAGAAAUUAAGACCAAAAUUUGGACAGUAGGGAAAAAGGCAGUUCAUGCGUUGCCUUGGAAUAAGUGUUGUUGCAAUGCAUUUAGGAGUGAAAACUUUACGACUUUUAUAAAUUUCACUAGGCUUCAGUUUGGUGGAAAAAGAUUUUGGGAAAACUUUUAGGAUUGUAGGAUAUUAGAUGGAACAUAAUUUUCAUUGGAUUUUUCAGGUCAACUUUAGAGUUUUUUAUAGUCUAUAAUACAUAGUUGUUGUUUUUUUCAUUUUUCUUCCGCUUGCUUGAGUGAAUCAUGCUUACUCAGGUAUGGUUUGAAAGAUCUCUUCCCCCAGCAACAGUUACAUAGAUUUCAAAAUCAUCUAUGAAGUCCUAUUAAAACUGAUGAUGUCACAAGCAUCGCAAGGGGUGGGGAUGUGCAUAGGCAGUCACAGGCAGUUCAGGGGGGUUAAUUAAGUGAAAUUUAAUUUUUCAAUCACAUUAUAGGAUUGUUCAUUCCCAACUUUGGAAGUGCAUCACUUUAAACCUCCAGGGUUUUGUCAUUUAGUCACUGCUGUUUAUCCCUCUAUCAUGAGCGAUGAUACCAGGAUGGAUGAGAAUGAUCCUCUUGGUAAGUACUAAGUAGAAAACAGGUGGAAACCAAUAAGAUUAGGAUAACUUGAUCAGAGCAUGGGGAGCUAUUGGGUGCUUGUCAGCUGGUGGUUUUAACCAAUUCAAAGGUGCUUUAAUCAUAUUAUGAACUUGAAUGAUCAAACCAUCAUAGGAUCUGGUUAAUCAACAAACCUUGUUACUGAAAUAUUAUUCAAUGGCAGUGGAAACAAAUGUCGCCGGAAGGGCGAUGCAUUCAGGAAGAGAAGCUUUCUGACCAAGGUACAAAGUGCUCGGAAGAAAAAGAGACUUUUAAAAAUUGUAUCCAGGUCACUGUUAUUCAUCUACAUUCAUUACCUUCAGCAAUUUUCUAGAGCACUGGGUAACAUUUUACCAAGUCUGUAACACAAUCACUUGAUGGUUUGAUCGGUCAAGUUCAUUUGCAAUGCUACAGUAAACAAAGGUGAUUUGUGCUAUCAACUGUUAACUUUGACUUUAACCUCAAAUUUCUCAGUUCUUUUGAGAAUUUUCAAGUUUAAAAUACAGUAGUUUUUUUUUUAUUUUCUGACAGUGUCUUACAGGAUGGAGCUGCAUAAAUGUCUUCUUCUGCCACAAAACAGGCCUCUUUUAAGACCAUCUAACAGAUAUGUCUUUGACAUUGAACAGCAACAAGGUAUUAACAACUUACUAUUAGAAUAAUAUUACCGCUAAUAGUUUUCAAAUAUUAGUCGUUAACUAUCAUGAUCGAAAUCACAUAUUUUAGUUUCAGUGUCACGCACUCCUGAUCAUUCCUCUUGCUGGCUCCAGGGACCCUUCUCUUAAAAAAUAUCAGUGGGAUGAAACCAACUGCCAUCCAUGGUUGUCAUGCAGGCUUUCUGCUCAGUUUUCAUGUGAGAUUUACUGAAAAAAGAACCUUUUGCACCCCGAGAUUCUAACCACUUAUCUGUGGUUUGAAAAAGCAUUCAUUGAAUGCAACAUAAAAAUUUAUGUUGUUUGUGUGAAAAUUAUCUUGUCUUUUAUGGUGCAGGUAUUUAUUUAACAAACCCUCAUGUUGGAUUAACUGGAGGUGAAUAAAAAUCUUUUGUCUUUAUUUACCAAAAUAGAAAUUAUAUAAGUUAGGAAACCACCCCUGAAUAUGAGUCUUACCUUUCUAUUGGGCUACUGAAGUAUCUGUUACAGGUCAAGUUUAUUUUCAGCUUACAUUAAUUUUUAUAAUCAACCUGGGCUAUUUUUUAACCUUCAGGUUAAAAUUUCAAAUAUGAGGGUUAAUUUUGCUCAUUACAAAUGAAUUGCAUUGAUAAGAGUUAGUUUUAGAAAAAAAUCACUGAUUUGGGUUAAUAAGCACUCAUUUCACUGACUAGGGUUAAGGGUUGAUACAGCCAUAGAUGCGUGUCUUAUCCUACCUCCAGAAGGACUGGAAGCUGUGUUUGCUUUGGUCUUGAUCAUGACUUAAGACAAUUCUCUAAGAUGGAACAGCCUAAGCUUUCAGGAAAAUGUAACCCUCAUCUGAGAAUUUUUUUUUCUGUUGUUAGCAAAAUUUGACAAUAUAAACUGAUCUUGUGUACUUUUUCAGGUACUUGUGGUACAGUGGCAGUUGUUGAGGGGACAUAUACCUACCAUCAUUACAUGCAGGAUAACUUCAAUGAUGAUGUACUGUAUGCUUUAUAGAUGUGUGAUAUUUAUCGUUAUCUUUAACAUGUUACCUUUACCUUCACACCUCACCCCUUUGCACUCAGAUAUGUAAGGCCUCAUUAGCUACCUAAAUAAAGGCUGUUACACACAUAAUAAUUAGCCGAUUUCUCUGUUCAAAGGGAUGACAGAGAUGAAAAAUUGUCUUAAAAUUGGGGCAAUUUUAGUAUCAGGUCUACAAAAGUUUGCAGGGGUAAACCAGCCUUAAUGUACAGUACAGUCAAACUGUCUAGUAUAUAGACUUCAUUAUAUGUACUUCAUCAAGCACUCUGAUCAAUUGACCAAAACUAUAUUUUUUCAAUGAAGCGACCUGGACCUUGAGAGUGGGUGCUUAUUUACUUCACACCAUUUUCAGCGACUAGUAAUAAUUUUGUUUUACAUCAAAACAGGAAAUAAUAACAAAAUGUGAGGAUUAGAGAAGAAUUUUAGCUGUUGCUAAAAAAAUUCAGUCUUUGGGGAAGUCUCUUAGUAGUACUUAGUCAAUUUCAUUUUCAUUGACAGUCAGGUAAAUUAGUGAAAUCUCCUGUGCUGCCUCUUCAAUGUCCGACAAAAAAAUUGUUUUUAGAGAUUGUGGGUCAGUGAAAAAAUGAUACUCCUUUUGGGGUUCGAGGUUGGGUGCUCAUUGAAGAAAUAUUAUGAUAGUACAAUGCAGAUUCGUAGUUUUUAUUUAAUCAUCUACUUUACUGUCUCGUAUAAUGCAAAUUUUUAGGUUUUUUGUAGCACCUCACAAGAUUUUACUCAUUGUUCAUCUCAGGGGUGGGGUUGUGCCUAUCGUUCACUUCAAACCAUAGCUUCCUGGUUUCGUCACCAAGGUUACACAUCCAAACCUGUUCCAAGUCAUAAAGAAAUCCAACAAGCUCUUGUCGAUCUCCAAGAUAAAAGUGAAGAGUUUGUUGGAUCACGCCAAUGGAUUGGCUCUUUUGAGGUCAGCAUGUGCUUGGAGCAUCUCCUUAGUGUCACAUCAAAAAUCAUGUUUGUGAGUUCAGGAGCAGAAAUGCGCAGCAAAGGACGUGAUUUGCUUUAUCAUUUUCAGACCCAAGGGACUCCUGUAAUGAUUGGUAGGCUAACUUUCAUGGCUACAGUGGAACCCGGAUGUAAUGGAGGGCCAAGGCACUGGCAAAAUGUGUUCAGUAUAAUGGGGUUUUGUUAUAUCAAGGUUCUUUUCCAUAUGUUUAAUUACUAUUAGUGGGGAAAAGAAAAGCAUUCAUUAUACCGAGGACUUUGUUAUAGAGGCUCGAUCGUUAUAUUCAGGUUCUACUGUAAUAUUAUUGAGUGAUAUUUUAGCCUUAAAUGUGCAGAGUUUCCUUCAUUUAAUACAUGAAUUUUAUACCUCUUUAUUUUGAUGCAACAAACAUCAAAGAAAAAUUAUUAAAUAACUUCAUGCCAUAAAGAAAUGUUAAACAAAUAGCCCAAAGGGAACUGCUGAAGAGGUUUCAAUUGAAUAUCAACACCCCAGGAUUCAAAAGUUAAAACUCAAAUUUUCCCAAUUUCAUUUAUUUAUAAACUGUAGGCUGCAAUGAAAGGUAUAAUGUUGCUGGCACAAAGAAUUAGCCGGCAGCUGGCUAUUUUUGUACGGAACAUGUCUAUAUACUGGUAACAUGUAUAAUAAUAGUUUUUAUAGCCAAAGAAGAAAAGUUUGAAAAUAUGAGCACAUGAAAAUCGUGAUCAGCUGAUAUUACCCUCUAGUUGUUCAAACAUUGGAUGGUGCUAUCCACCAGAUAUAUCACUAUCCAGUGGAUAAGUAUUAGGAAAACUAAUAAUAUUGCCUUAUCAACUUGAUAGUGAUUUAUCUAGUGCAUAGCGCUAUCCACCGUUUGAACUUCUGGGGCCAGAUAUUACUAUCCAGCAAAUAGGUGUUAGGAAAACCAAUAUUGCACUAUCCAGUGGAUAGCAUUAUCUGCCCUUUGAACAACUUCGCAUUUAGGCCUAGCUAAAUCUAUAUGUUAGGGGCCGGAACUGAAAAUACAUUGAAACAUUGGAGGUGUGUGAAAAAUUGGUUGUUUCUGAACUGUAACUUUCCUUAUCUGAUGUCUGGGAAGGAGUAAUUCACUUCCUUUUAACACUGUACUUGAGCUGUUCUAUUAUUAUUAUAAUCAUAACUAUAACAAAUUUUUCAAAUCUGAUUGGCUAUCAACUGUCCUGAUUUCAGCCUUAAUUGGACAGUUUAAUAGGACAGUACACGUCAUGCCUAAGUAAUUGGACAGUACACGCCAUCACGUGCACAGUUAAAUGGCUUUUUUUUUCACUGCUAGCAAAACAAAAUUUCGAAUUUCUUGUGUUUUAAUUUAAAAAAGAGCCCAUUAUAUCACAAAUUUUGUUAAAGUUAUGAUUAGUUGGUAACAGAACUUCGUGUCGUCCAAUUCGGUCUGUAAUCGUACUCGUGAUUAAACAAAUUUUGUUAAUCACUCAUAUGAUUACAGACCAAAUUGGACUCCACUCAGUCUUGUUACCAUUACUUAUUAUUAUUAUUAUUUUAUUAUUAAUACUUUAUCAUCCUCUUCUGUUGCCAGGUGGAGGUGUUCUUGCGCAUACCAUAUUAGGAGUGGAUUUUAAUGAUCAGACAGGUGAUAUAAGGUGAGCUGCCACUUGUCCUGAGUAACCAUCAAAAGGUGCCAAAAAAUUCACCAAAACAAUCAAGUAAAUCCUUAGAAAGCCUGCAAAAACAGCCAUUUCUCCUCACUCCUCGCCACUGGGGAUGUUGCUCCAGGAGGGACAUCUGUGCCUCACCAAUGGAAAUUCCAUGCUGAUGACAUAAAUCAAUGUCAUCGUCGUCCAGUAGUCGUGGGGUUUCAAGCGUAAAUUUGUUCGAUUUUGUUUCUCUUGGUAAAUUAUAGUAAAGUUUUGUGUUCUGUUGCGAAUGAGCUCCAGCAAAACUCAAAUGCUUCCCCUAAAGAUGAAGAAGAAUAUUUUCCUUGAAUGUUGACUGUUUUGUAGUAGAUCGUUGUGUUUACAUUUGACCUUUGUGGCCAUGUCUUCUGUAUGUCAUUCGUAAACAAUAGCUAAAACAAUACAACAGCUCUGUGGACCAAUCAGAGCUGCCUGACCAGAUUUUGGAAAGAUUUUUUCAUCAUCAAUAUGGAAUUCCUGUCGCUGAGGCACCGACGUCCCUCCCAAAGCAAUGGAUCCCUGGCAGCAAGAAGCGAGAAGAGACAGCUUUUUUCACUGGCUAUAGUUAUUAAUACACUGUCAUUUUUAGAUCUAACUAGAAGGGCACAUGCAAAAGCACUAUAUUAUUUAGGUGCUUUAAAGUUUAGUCUUUAUGUUUUGCUUUUAGUUGGUGCAAGUUUUUUUUUUUAUGUCAAUAUUCAAGAAGCCUAAAAGCAGUUCAAACUAAGUUGUCCUUGUUCUAGCAAUAAACAUGUCACCAAGUUCUCACGGUUUCAAUUGGAAGUUUACGAAGUUAAGAAAUAAACGUCAGUAUGUGUACAUGGGUCUUUGAAAUCACAGGAGCAAAAAAAUUGUACCAUGCAAAGGUUAUGCCCAAGAGUUUUUGCCAUUUAAAACUAACACCAUAGGAUUUCUUCCACUGAUUUAAAAGUUAGAGUAAUAAUGUUGAACCAUAAUAAUAAUAAUGAACUAUAAUGUGAUAUAGAAGCAAACAGAUUAAUGGGUAGUGGCAACAGUGAUGUUAUUGGGUGUCAUAGUGAAAUGCCAUGAACUUAAUUAAGUACAAAGUGCUGAAAGUGUUACUUAUUUAAUUUGUUUUACAGAUUUUUAAUCCUUGAUCCACAUUACACUGGUGGGGAGGAUCUCAAAGUCGUAAUUGACAAGGUCAGUUAGUAAUAGAGGAAAUUAAAUAAAAUAAUGACUUUUGUAGGUAAAGAGUUGGGAGUGUUAGGUGAACAACACAAGCUGAAGCAAAGGGGAAGUAUGACACACUUAGUGCUUUCUUUUUAUCCUUGUGUAUUCAUGGUGGAAAUCUUGCUACCAUGACUAAGUUUCUGCCAAAGGGAACUGUUCUUUUAUCGGAGGUUUGACUGUAUAGAUCUCUCCAUUGUGGCGGAAUUAAGGGCUGAAAAUUUGGAGGUGAUUUAAUGUAGAAUCGUUUGUAUUCAGUCCAAGCCUUAGUCACUUGGGGCACUUACCAUAAGUCAGAACUGGCUGGUCAGAAUGAUAAUUUAAAAUGAAAUAUUACUCUAGUAAUUGUUGCUUAAACCCAUCAUUCUCAUGCUUAUUAUUUAGGAGGAGACUGAUCUGGCUAGACAAUCGUGAUAAACAGUGGAAUUCUCUUUAUCACUGGACUUGUCUUGCUGGCUUGUUCUGAUAAUUAGUUAAAACUUUUAUACUAUCACAUAUAAAUGAUUGACUUAUGCUAUGUUGGGAGUGGCGUCAAUUAUCACUCCCUCUCCUAUUGGUCAUUUGUCAUGAUGUCACCUGUGGAAUUUUCCACUGGUGAAUUUUGUGCCAAAUGGCAACCAGGGAAAAAAAUAAAGGACUUUUAGAAAGUCUAUCUCGCACAUAAAAAUCACUCUUACAAUAUUAAAAUAUUUAUUUUAUUUUAAGGGUUGGUGUGGAUGGAAAGGGGCAGACUUUUGGAAUCAGCAAGUUCACUACAACAUGUGUAUGCCACAAAGACCAGACAUGAUAUAA
Porites lobata is the source of this 15032-nucleotide messenger RNA. NCBI's taxonomy places the organism in Eukaryota, Metazoa, Cnidaria, Anthozoa, Scleractinia, Poritidae. The record is from the annotation of a GenBank genome assembly.